This is a messenger RNA of Lobosporangium transversale, 1215 nucleotides long. RefSeq names its product Thiolase, N-terminal domain-domain-containing protein. Gene Ontology annotation, biological process: ergosterol biosynthetic process; fatty acid beta-oxidation. Lineage: Eukaryota; Fungi; Mortierellomycota; Mortierellomycetes; Mortierellales; Mortierellaceae. Gene Ontology annotation, molecular function: acetyl-CoA C-acetyltransferase activity. The coding region runs from base 1 to 1215 and encodes 404 amino acids. The transcript is spliced from 7 exons. The record is from RefSeq and is a predicted model, not a curated record.
AUGACUAAUAUCAACACUGUUUACAUUGCCGCUGUUGCACGCACUCCAAUUGGCUCAUUCAACGGCUCCCUUGCCUCCCUCUCUGCUGUCGAACUCGGUUCUAUUGCUGUCAAGGGCGCCUUGGAGAAGGUCAAUAUUAAGCCCGAUCAGGUUGAUGAGUUCUACUUUGGAAAUGUCUUGUCAGCAGGACUUGGUCAAAACCCUGCAAGACAAGUCGCUUUGAGUGCCGGUCUUCCUCAGACGAUCAUCUCCACCACUGUCAACAAGGUCUGUGCUUCCUCUAUGAAAGCAGUCAUGCUUGCUACUCAAACCAUCCAAACUGGUCAGGCCGAUAUCGUUAUUGCAGGAGGUGCAGAGUCGAUGACCAAUGUUCCAUAUUAUUUGCCCAAAAUGCGCUUCGGUGCAAAGUAUGGCCACCAGGAAGUCAUCGACGGUGUUCAGAAGGACGGUCUCACUGACGUUUACAACAACUACUCUAUGGGUGUUGCUGCUGAGGAGACUGCUGAAGAACACCAGAUUUCACGUGAGGCUCAAGAUGACUAUGCAAUCAACUCCUACAAACGCGCCCAGGCUGCAACCCAGGCUGGUCUUUUCAAUAAUGAAAUUGUCCCCGUAGUCAUCCCUGGUGCCCGUGGCAAGCCUGAUACUGUUGUCUCUACUGAUGAUGAGAUUACAAAUCUCAACGAAACCAAGCUUCGUGCAAUGCGUCCUGCAUUUAAGCCUAACGGCGGCACGGUAACUGCCCCCAAUUCUUCACCUAUUUCCGACGGUGCUUGUGCUAUCGUACUGAUUUCUGGACAGAAGGCUCGCGAACUCAACAUUCCAGUCUUGGCUUUGAUCCGUGGAUCUGCAGAUGCUGAACAGGACCCAUCCAGAUUCACAACUGCUCCUGCACUUGCUAUCCCCAAGGCUAUCAAGCGCGCUGGCAUUACAUCUGAACAAGUUGAUUUCUAUGAGAUCAAUGAAGCAUUUUCGGUUGUUGCCUGUGCCAACAUGAAGAUCUUGGGUCUUAACAGUGAUAAUGUCAACGUUCACGGAGGAGCUGUUGCUUUGGGUCACCCCCUUGGAUGUUCUGGUGCUCGUGUUAUUGCAACCCUUGUUAAUGUUCUUCAACAAAAGAAUGGAAAGAUUGGUGUUGCUGGUAUUUGCAAUGGUGGCGGUGGAGCUUCAGCUAUUGUAAUUGAGCGUGUUAGCGAAGAUCACGCCAAGUUGUAG